Messenger RNA from Entrophospora sp. SA101, 267 nucleotides. The record is from the annotation of a GenBank genome assembly. NCBI's taxonomy places the organism in Eukaryota, Fungi, Glomeromycota, Glomeromycetes, Entrophosporales, Entrophosporaceae.
AUGAGAUCGCUUGGUCAAAAUCCAACAGAGUCAGAAUUACAAGACAUGGUCAGUGAAAUUGAUGCUGAUGGUAAUGGGACAAUUGACUUUCCAGAAUUCUUGACAAUGAUGGCCAGGAAAAUGAAGGAUUCUGAUUCUGAACAAGAGAUAAAAGAAGCUUUUAAAGUUUUUGAUAAAGAUGGUAAUGGUUUUAUUUCUGCUGCUGAACUAAGACAUGUUAUGACUAAUCUCGGAGAGAAACUUACUGAACAAAAAGUUGAUGAAAUG